Molecule: messenger RNA, 1541 nt
Organism: Dinoponera quadriceps
Lineage: Eukaryota; Metazoa; Arthropoda; Insecta; Hymenoptera; Formicidae
Product: ankyrin repeat domain-containing protein 39-like
Exons: 3
Coding region: 264-824 (186 amino acids)
Molecular function (GO): protein binding
Source: RefSeq, a predicted model, not a curated record
GCGCACGCGCGUAAAUUAUCUCACGUAUCUUUCGACACUACAAGUGUAUUGCGUAUUUUUCGAGAUUCUCCUGUAGCUGCGUGAACACAAUUUCAUCAAGAAUCCGAAUUCCAAGACGGCAGAAGCGACGAAGUCAUUCAGAUAGAAGAACGUAUUGAGAGAGCGUAGUGAACCGCGGCGACUCCUCGAAAUCAUAUACGUGGCUGCUUUUAUUUACAUUCUUUCGGCGAGAAUCGUAUAAUUGUAUUUAGAUACGAUAAAUAAUGACGCACUCUCACGGAGAUCAUGCUCACGACGCGUGUUGCUUAGCGGACAGCAAUCCCAGCGUUCGACAGACAUUAGACGAGAUGGAGUUCGAACGUAGUAUCUGGUAUGCAGCGCUGGAUGACGACUACGAGCGCGUAGAGACACUGCUGCGGAACGGUGCGCCCGUGAACAACGAGGACUCCGCCGGCUACCGGCCGCUACAUUACGCCGCACGGAACGCAAACAGGCGGAUAUGCGAAACGUUGCUGCGCCACGGCGCGGAGGUGGACGCGUGCACCCGGUGCGGCCGCGCGACCGCGCUGCAUCGCGCGGCCACGCGCGGCCGCCUCGACAUCGUUGAGCUGCUGCUGAACCACGGUGCGGACGCGAAUCUCGUGGACCUGGACGGUAAUACGGCUCUGCACCGGGCGAUCAUCGCGUGCGCGCCGGACGUCUGCAGGCUGCUGAUACCGCACACCGAUCUGACCAUCGUCGACAACGCGGGAUUCAGCGCGGAGGUAUUGGCCAAGCAGAAGUGCACGGAGCUGUUGCCGCUCAUCAAGAAGUACUCGACAUGAGCGCUUUCCUUUUCUUUCAUUUUUCUAAACGUUAUGUAAUCAUGUCAAGAUCUGUGAAUACCCUCUCCUCCUCGUUUAGACGAUCACACUUAAUCCCUUGUAAUUGAUCAUGAAUCUUUUCCUUUAGCGUGAAUUCGUGAACAGUCUGAAUCUUCGAAUUUGAAACAUUUUCACUUCUCGCCCAUUCACUAUAUGCGUUCGACAAAUUUCUUCGGUUUAUAUUUUCAACAGUUAAUAACGGUCUCGAUAGCCAUUUGCGUUACAUAUGUUAUUGGGUAUUUUAAUAACGGUAAUGAGUAAGAUUUCACUUGUUUCGGUUCGUUGCUUUUCGAUCCUUUCAAGCAAUUGUUUCUUCCACUCUUUUUUUUUAUUGACUCGCGACUGCUCAAGCAUUCUGUUCUCAGCAAUUAUUUAUCUCUGAUGUAUUAAGAAGAUUAAGAAAUAAUGCUUCAUGAGAUUAAGAAUACAUACAGAAUAAAGAAUAUAUUUGGAACACAAAUGGCUUAGAAUAGAGAAAUACAUGUAUUAAUGAAAUAUAUAAGAAAUAUACGAAAGAUGAUUCUUAGAAAGAGAGAGAGAAAGAGAGAGAGAGAAUUAAUACAUUUUUUUCUCGAACUUUAGUUGAAGAUUCCAUUCGGACAAUUUAAACUUUCUAUAGAAAUGACAACACAUAUGAUCAGUCACAAAAAGAUUGUAACAUUUUUCUCGAUUAUUUUU